UGGUGAGCUCCAAUUCUUUAUUCCAAACGGUACAUAAUGUCAGCAAAACAGGAUUCCUAAUCCUUUGAAAUUCCUUUGAAAAACCUCCAAUCCAAACAGCCCCUAAAGUUAGUGCUAUAUUUAUUGGAUAUAUUUCAGUACUAAAUUAGGAAAUGCAUCAUUUUGUGAUGCUAAAUUUCCUCUCUUGUUUUCCAUCAGCGCGGCCUACCAAAGUUUAACAAACCCGAGACUCCAAAAACGAGCCAAACAAUUUUUAGACACUGCAGACUACGGCAGGCAGCUGUGGUCUGUAGACAACUGGAGCUCACCAGCUGCUCGGCGAAAUGCCGAAGCGUAGCCGCGAGAGCUGUGACUGUGAGGGAGCGGCGGCCACGGCGGGCAACGACGACCGCCUCGGUUCCCUCCCCGACGACGCCCUCCUACUCGUGUUGUCGCUGCUGCCCUCGGAGGACGCCGUGCGGACCUGCGUGCUGGCCCGGCGCUGGCGCCACCUGUGGCGGUUCACGGCCGCGCUGCACAUCGCCCGCGACGACGACAAGCGGUGGAGCGUCCGGUGGCUGCACAGGUUCGUCACCAACUUCCUGCGCCUCCGCGACAGCCUCUCGCCGCUGGACGUGUGCGACAUAUUUUGCCGCCCGUUCGUGUGGUCUACCCAGGCGUUCUGCUUCAAGGUUGCAGAGGAAUGGGUCCGCCGCGUAGUGGCGGAGUACCGAGCUCGGGUGCUGAAGGUUUGGAUCUACACUGACGCGAAUAUGCUGGAGCCUGCUGCCGCGCCACUCGUCUCGCAGCACCUGACUUGGUUGGAACUAGGCGAAGUGGAAAUACCAGGCGUGAUGCUAGAUCUAUCAGGCUGCAUGCCCUGCACUGGAACAUCUAGAGCUGAUAUCUUGCAGAAUCCAGGGCGGCAGGAUGUUGUUUCCAUCAGUGAAACAUCUUAGAUUAGAAUCACUCACUCCAGUUUCUGCUUUGUCCCGCGCAGUAGCAUUUCGGCCCCCAGUCUUGUUUCCUUGCAGCUAUCUGACAAUUGGGGGUUUACUCCUGUGCUUGAGAGCAUGUCGUCACUGGCAAAAGCAUUUGUCCGGUUUGAUGACGAGUGCUGUGAUAAAUGCCCUAGAAAUUACUAUGGGGAUUGUGGUCAUGGCGACUGUGAUGGAUGCUAUGGGAAUCUCUAUUAUGAUGAUGACGAAGACAAUCAAUGUGUGCUUCUUGGGGGCUUGUCAGGCACAACAAAUUUGGAGUUGAUAGCUCUACCUGAAGUGGCCGUUUAGGCGAACACUGUGUGUUGCUGAUGACUUCAGAUUGCUAAUUUACUUUCUCCAACAUUCACCAAUUCUAGAGAAGCUUACUCUUCAACUGUCCAAGGUGCCACAACCAGUUGUCAAAGCAAUUGGAUGCCACAGCCCAAGGGAAGGAUCCAUGGUAUCUAAAUGCCUCAAAGCAAUUGAAGUCAAAUAUCAGGAGGAUGGAGUGCUUGAUAAACUUCUAAUGAUCUUAAAUACCUAUGGUGUAUCUUCUGAGGUGGUUACCAUCCAAAAGAAGGAUUCUUUAUCUUCUGAAAGUAAGUUAACUAUUGAUGUU
This is a messenger RNA of Sorghum bicolor (sorghum), 1578 nucleotides long. Its product is annotated as putative F-box/FBD/LRR-repeat protein At1g78760. The record is from RefSeq and is a predicted model, not a curated record. The coding region runs from base 324 to 938 and encodes 204 amino acids. Lineage: Eukaryota; Viridiplantae; Streptophyta; Magnoliopsida; Poales; Poaceae. Gene Ontology annotation, molecular function: protein binding. The transcript is spliced from 3 exons.